Messenger RNA from Anopheles merus, 2527 nucleotides. RefSeq names its product facilitated trehalose transporter Tret1-like. The transcript has 3 exons. The record is from RefSeq and is a predicted model, not a curated record. Gene Ontology annotation, molecular function: transmembrane transporter activity. Gene Ontology annotation, biological process: transmembrane transport. The coding region runs from base 925 to 2442 and encodes 505 amino acids. Lineage: Eukaryota; Metazoa; Arthropoda; Insecta; Diptera; Culicidae. Gene Ontology annotation, cellular component: membrane.
UGGUCAGUUCAUUGUUGAGCGAUCGUGAAAGGAGAUCGGUGGUGGUUCGAUACUCGUUUACGGGGUGUACGCAACUGUCGCCGUCUGAUUGAAGUGAGUUGUGGUGCAGUUUAUUAUGCCUGCACAAUCAAUAGCAAAUCACGCGAAAACGGAAAUAAUAUCAACAUUGUGAUUUACACGGGGUUUUUUUUUUAAACAAGUUUUUUACGAGUAACGUGUGCAUAAAACAGUGCGCUCCAGUACAGUGCUUGAGCAGUGACCACAAGUGCGGGCGCGUGUACAAGCGGAUCGACGCUCGUUGCGCCGAAGGUGGGCCACACUGUGGAGUGUGGACGCACAGCCGCGUUACUUAACAAACAUCCGCCAUUGUUGGUGUAAACAGUAACAUAAUAGUAAUAACGCCAACAAAAACAGUACGGUGGGGUGGCCUCAAGAGCGCUUGGUUGCGGAAUGCUGAUGCGCGUUUCUUGCGGCAAGCCGUCGUGGGUGCGUUGAGUGUGUGCGGAGUGUGGUCAUGUUUGGUCGACCGUCCGGCAGCGCGGGCAAAACGGGGUGACCUCGGGUAGGAAGUGGCGGUCAGCACCAGAUCGCAAACAGCAUUAAAACAAUUAAGCUGCAGCUGUGGUCGUGUGUGAAGAUUCGGCGAUUAACCUUCAUCAGUUCGCGCAUGCAAUCGCGCAUGAUUUUGAUGCGCAACGGUGGUUGUGCGUGAAGGAGCGGUGCUAUUGUUGGGGUGUUGUUGCGGAUCAGCGUCUAGCCAGACUUACGAGUGAAGAAUCUAGUUACCUUUUGUGGGCGAAAAAAGCUACCGGGGCAUUUGUGUUCCUUCCCUUUCGUUUGUCUUCUGUCUCCAGAAUUAGGCACAUCAUCGUCUUCGCUUCGCUUGGGGCUUGGGGCCGGGCGCGCUUGGCCAGUCGCAUCAUCAUGAUUAUCAAGAAGCCUCCGGCGACGGACGACGCUUUCAUCGAGAGCAAUGUUGUUAAACGCUUUUCUCCGCUGGCCCGUCAGGUGCUGGCAGCUUCCGGUCCCAUCAUCAGCAGUGCCGCGGCCGGCAUGACGAACGGCUUCUCGGCCAUUCUACUCCCGCAGCUGCAGCAACCGGGCAGCAAACUGUCCAUCAGCGAGGAUCAAGCAUCGUGGAUCGCCUCGAUGGCCCCGCUGCCGAUGGCAGUCGGCUGCAUUCUGGGCGGCUUGCUGAUGGAACGCUGCGGCCGCAAAUCCGCUCACCUCCUACUAAACGUAUCGUUUGCCAUCGGUUGGUGUGUGCUGUCGAUGGCUGGCAGCUAUCCACAGAUCCUUGCCGGCCGGUUCAUCACCGGGCUAAGCUGCGGGCUGGUUGGACCGCCGGCCUCGGUGUACAUUGCGGAAACGAGUGAUCCACGCUACCGGGGCAUCUUGCUGGCCGGUGUAACGUUCGCCGUAUCGGGCGGCAUACUGUUGGCCCACCUGUUCGGCACCUUCUUUCGGUGGCAGACGGCCGCCCUGCUCUGCUCGCUGUUCAUGAUCGUUGCCUAUCUGCUGAUGCUGGUAUCACCGGAAAGUCCCGCCUGGCUGCUUGCACGUGGUGCCCGGGCCGAGGCGGAAUCAUCGUUCCGCUGGCUGAGAGGCUACGAUCCGGCCAGUCGGCAAGAGUUUGAUGCAAUGGUGGCAAGGACGGAGAGCGACGAUAAGAAAGCCAAUGCAGCGCAGGUGGAUUCGUCAGCUGAGAGUAGCUCGCCGUAUCGAAGGCGUGAGUUUCUCAUGCCACUGGCCACGCUACUAGUGUUUUUCGCGACGAUGCAGUUUUCGGGCGUCAACAUUGUGGCGUUCUAUUCGAUCGCUCUCAUGAAGACCACGAUCGGGAGCGACAGUUUGAACGAAUAUUUGGCAAUGCUGAUCGUCGAUCUGGUGCGCGUAGUAACGUCGCUCGUGGCCUGCAUCCUGUUACGCUCCGUCGGUCGGCGUCCGCUGGCAAUGGCAAGCGGUGUCGGCACGACCGUCUCGCUUAUCGGGCUGUCCAUUUUCCUCUACUUCCAAACGAGCAUCCCGCUGUACCGCAACUACUCCUGGCUGUCGCUCGUCUUUCUCAUCAGCUACAUCGUGUUCGUUGGCAUUGGGCUGUUCCCGCUGCCCUGGUGCAUGACGGGCGAGGUGUUCCCCGUCGCAACGCGCGGGCUCGGGUCGGGGCUGACGUCGUCGUUUAAUUUCGUGUGCUUCUUUGCGGUGAUUAAAACGGGCCCGACGCUGUUUGCGACGGUUGGCAUCAAUGGGACGUUCCUGGUGUAUGGUGUCAUUUCGUUGCUCGGGACGCUGCUGCUGUACGUGAUACUGCCCGAGACGAAGAAUCGCACGUUGCAGGAGAUUGAGGAACAGUUCCGCCGGGGGCGAAGGAAAGCAAAGGAUGCGGAAGCGUCGGGUGGACAGGCAGCUGGCCCGCCGAACGGAAUUGCCACCAUCGCUUGAGUGCCGAAAGAGUCUUCACUCGUUUGAUUGGCAGUGCUAGCUAGUUUUAAGAUAAUAUAAAGUGCAUAUUUUAUUGCUUCUUGUU